AUGCACUGCAGCUGUUUGGCAGAUGGCAUGCCUGCUGUCCCCAGCAACUACUGGAUCUCAGGCUUAGCCUUCCCUGACUGGGCCUACAAAGCGGAAUCGUCCCCAGGCUCCCGGCAGAUCCAGCUGUGGCACUUCAUCCUUGAGCUGCUACAGAAGGAGGAGUUCCGCCAUGUCAUUGCCUGGCAGCAGGGCGAGUACGGGGAGUUUGUCAUCAAGGACCCAGAUGAGGUGGCCCGCCUCUGGGGCCGCAGGAAGUGCAAACCACAGAUGAAUUAUGACAAGCUGAGCCGGGCCCUCAGAUAUUAUUACAACAAGAGGAUUCUACAUAAGACCAAAGGCAAGAGAUUCACGUACAAGUUCAACUUCAGCAAGCUCAUCGUAGUCAACUACCCUUUGUGGGAGGUGCGGGCACCACCAUCACCCCACUUUCUGCUGGGGACACCUGCCAUGUGCCGGCCAGCACUAGUGCCCAUGGGCAUGCAGAGUGAGCUCCUACACAGCAUGCUGUUCACUCACCGGGCCAUGGUGGAGCAGCUGACCGGGCAGCGGACCCCUCGAGGGCCAGCAGGGGCCUCCGGAGAUAAGAAGGGAAGCAGCAGCAGUGACCCCCGACUUGGAUCUGCCCCAGGUCCCUGUCGGCUGGGUCCCUGCUGUGAUUUCAGAACACUCCAAGAUGAGCUGCCCAGUUUUGCUUCUUUCACCCCUCCCCUACCUCCCCUUCUCCCCUCAGACUGGACCCGUCUCUCAGGGCCCUUCUUGCCUCCUCCCCCCACAGAGCAACAGCUCCUGGGGUCCUCGAAGUCAGACACCCUGCUCCCAGGCCCCAGCUGCCCCCCAGUGGCUGGACAUUUUCCAGGACUCCCCUUGGCGGUGGGGCUGGGACAGGGGACAGACGAAAGGCUUCAGCUCCUAUCCCUGCAGCCUGAGGGGCUCAGGGGAAAGCUUGAUCCUAUGAUGGCGGCAAAAGGAGCCCUAGAUCCCCAAGACAGCUUCUCCUCUAAGGCUCAUGGACUCAAAACUGGUGAGAAAAGCUCUGUGUCCCCCAACCUGGAGACUUUCAAAGCAGUGUGGCCCUUGGAUCCUCCUUAA
Messenger RNA from Elephantulus edwardii (Cape elephant shrew), 1089 nucleotides. It is a transcript of the gene ETV3L, whose product is annotated as ets variant 3-like. NCBI's taxonomy places the organism in Eukaryota, Metazoa, Chordata, Mammalia, Macroscelidea, Macroscelididae. Gene Ontology annotation, cellular component: nucleus. Gene Ontology annotation, biological process: regulation of transcription by RNA polymerase II; cell differentiation. Bases 1 to 1089 code for a protein of 362 amino acids. Gene Ontology annotation, molecular function: DNA-binding transcription factor activity, RNA polymerase II-specific; sequence-specific DNA binding. The transcript is spliced from 5 exons. The record is from RefSeq and is a predicted model, not a curated record.